AUGUACAGCUGCAGUGAGACGGGGAGGACGUUCUUCUUCAAACACUGCCCGCCCAAGUACCUCGAGCCGGACUACCGUUUUCCGCUGCUCUACCGCGAGCUGCUCGCCUACAAUGCUGAUGUACUCUGUUUGCAGGAGGUUGAUACAAGGAACUAUAAAAAGUUGUUGAAACCACUGCUUGGAGAGGCAGCUGGCUAUGAGAGCAUUCAUCUGCCCAAACUUCUCACCGAACCCCCCACAGACCCAAAGGCACCUCCUCCGAAGGAGUUCCCUCGAAAAGUGAGUGUUCUAGGGUGA
Messenger RNA from Dibothriocephalus latus, 297 nucleotides. The record is from the annotation of a GenBank genome assembly. NCBI's taxonomy places the organism in Eukaryota, Metazoa, Platyhelminthes, Cestoda, Diphyllobothriidea, Diphyllobothriidae.